Topomyia yanbarensis is the source of this 633-nucleotide messenger RNA. RefSeq lists its product as uncharacterized. The record is from RefSeq and is a predicted model, not a curated record. The coding region runs from base 1 to 633 and encodes 210 amino acids. The transcript has a single exon. Lineage: Eukaryota; Metazoa; Arthropoda; Insecta; Diptera; Culicidae.
AUGAAGCUGCCCCAGUCGACGAUAGAAGCCCGCAACUGGCUGACUCCCAAGCACAUUGAGCUUGCAGAUCCAACGUUCGCUGUUACUGGCGACAUUGACAUGAUUCUGGGCGCUGCCCAUUUCUUCCAAGUUCUUCGAAACGGCAGGAUAUCGCUCGGGGAAGAGUUACCGCUUCUGCAGAAUACAGAGUUCGGUUGGGUCGUCUCCGGAGAGUGCUUGUUGAAAAACCAUGAUCACAGCGAUCCACGUAAUUGCCAGUUCAGUAAUCCCUGCACGAUCGAUGAACUGGCCAACCGAUUCUGGCAGCUCGAAGAUGUCCACGAUGCAAAGGGAUGGUCUCCGUCGGAACGAUACUGUGAGGAACAUUUCGUGAAGAACACCACCCGCAACUUCGAUGGCCGCUACGUCGUCAAGCUUCCCAAGCGUGACGAAUUGCUUUGGCAGUUAAAGGACAACAAAUACAACGCCACCCGUCGCUUCUUCUCUCUAGAACGCUCACUCAGUGCGAGUCCCGAUAAGAAGACGAUGUACCAGCAGUUCAUCUACGAGUACGUUAGAUUCAGACAUAUGCGGGAGAUUGGCCCGAUAAAAUCGACGCGGAACCGCAAUACUACCUUCCACACCACACUGUGA